This is a messenger RNA of Pungitius pungitius (ninespine stickleback), 1769 nucleotides long. RefSeq names its product acetyl-CoA acyltransferase 1 (gene acaa1). The record is from RefSeq and is a predicted model, not a curated record. The transcript has 12 exons. NCBI's taxonomy places the organism in Eukaryota, Metazoa, Chordata, Actinopteri, Perciformes, Gasterosteidae. Gene Ontology annotation, biological process: phenylacetate catabolic process; fatty acid beta-oxidation. Gene Ontology annotation, molecular function: acetyl-CoA C-acyltransferase activity. Gene Ontology annotation, cellular component: peroxisome. The coding region runs from base 271 to 1548 and encodes 425 amino acids.
CACGAUGACACAUUAUUCUGAAAGGGCGUUCUUCAUGAACACGUUUCCCUUCAGUAAAAUGUUGAAUGAAGGACUCGUAUCAGUGUUUCUACACCGCAGUAACGCAAAGUAUUUAACAACUGUUCGGUUUAUGUAGCUUUACGUGAAGUACACCCUUUGUUGUGACAUAAAACCGGAAGCGGAAAUGUUUCCGUCGGACAGGAGCACUUCCGUCCUGAGCUCAGAGCCGAACUCCUCGCGGACUGAGCGCGCGCGCGUUUCGCUGUCGUCAUGCACCGAUUACAGAUCCUCGCGGGCCACUUGUCGCCCCCCGGGGCCCCGGGGAAGGCGCGGGAUGUGGGGGCCGCGGAGUGCGGGUCCGCGGGCGGCAGCAGCCCGCAGGACGUGGUGGUGGUGCACGGACGGAGGACCGCCAUCGGGAAGGCGAAGAGGGGCGCGUUCAAGGACACCACGCCCGACGAGCUGCUGAGCGCCGUGAUGACAGCUGUGCUUGCAGAUGUUGGACUGUCCCCCGACAGGCUGGGGGACGUUUGUGUCGGUAACGUGCUGCAGCCCGGCGCCGGUGCUCUGAUGGCCCGGGUGGCUCACUUCCUCAGCGGGUUCCCGGAGACGGUGCCGUGCUACACGGUGAACCGGCAGUGCUCCUCCGGCCUGCAGGCGCUGUUCAACAUCGCAGGAGCCAUCAGGAGCGGAUCCAUCGACCUGGGGCUCGCCUGCGGCGUGGAGAGCAUGUCUCUGCGUGCGAUAGGAGAACCUGGAGAUCUGAGCUCCAGGGUGACGGAGGUGGACAAAGCCAGAGACUGCAUCAUCCCGAUGGGAAUCACCUCGGAGAACAUCGCAGAGCGAUUCGGGGUCUCCAGAGAGAAGCAGGACGCUUUCGCUCUCAGCUCCCAGCAGAAGGCGGCCCACGCACAGAGCACCGGGCGGUUCCGGCGGGAGAUCGUCCCCGUCUCCGUCAGGCGCCUCGACGCCGACGGCGCAGAGCGCGAGGCGUCGGUCGCCGAGGACGACGGGAUCCGAGCGGGGACCACGCUGGCGGCUCUGAGCAAGCUGCGGCCGGCCUUCAAGCCCGACGGCAGCACCACGGCAGGUAACUCCAGCCAGGUGAGCGACGGGGCGGCGGCCGUGCUGCUCGGGCGCCGGGCGGCGGCGGAGGCGCUGGGUCUGCCCGUGCUGGGGGUCCUGAGGGCCAGCGCGGUGGUCGGGGUCCCGCCGGAUCUCAUGGGGGUCGGACCGGCGUUCGCCAUCCCAGCCGCUCUGCAGCAGGCCGGGCUGACGGUGGCCGACAUUGACGUGUUCGAGAUCAACGAGGCCUUCGCCAGUCAGGCGGUGUACUGCGUGGAGAAGCUGGGCAUCCCGCUGGAGAAGGUGAACCCCAACGGGGGCGCCAUCGCUCUGGGUCACCCGCUGGGCUGCACCGGCGCCCGCCAGGUGGUGACGCUGCUCAACGAGCUCCGGCGCAGAGGCCGCAGGGCGUACGGCGUCGUGUCCAUGUGCAUCGGCACCGGGAUGGGGGCGGCCGCCGUGUUCGAGUACCCCGGAGCGUAGAGGCCGCCGCACUGCGACCACGAGGACCGGCCCGCCUCCUCCUUCAGGACCCCGUGAUGUCUCCUUAUAAGGUGUCUCCUAGAGACCCCACAGCGAGGCCUCGUAAAGGCCGAUAACCUCAGUGUUCUACAUUCUGAACUGAAGCACGAUUCCUUCAUGAUGGCGACCGGUCCCACGUCUAAAAGAGGCUGCGAAGCGAAUUAAUUCACUUGUACUUUAAU